AUGACCCGCACCGGAUUCGACUUUGCCCACCACGCAAGGAACAACUUCCUAGGACAGCGCCUCCAGGGCGUCCCCAAGGCCACUUCGACGGGUACCACCAUCGUCGGGGUCAUCUACGGCGGCGGAGACUCGGGAGACGAACCCGGAGUAUGCCUUGGUGCUGAUACACGAGCCACCGGUGGGCCUAUCGUGGCCGACAAGAACUGUGAAAAGAUCCACUACCUUGCGCCUCAUAUCAGAUGUUGCGGUGCUGGUACUGCCGCCGACACCGAAUUCGUCACCAACCUCAUCUCUUCAAACCUCGAACUUCAUGCCUUGUCCCAAGGCCGUCAAGCUCGUAUCGUCACAGCCAUGACCAUGCUCAAACAGUACCUCUUCCGAUACCAAGGACACGUCGGUGCGCACCUCGUCCUCGGCGGCGUCGACGCCACUGGUCCUCAGCUCUUUACCGUCCACGCCCAUGGAUCCACCGAUAAACUGCCUUAUGUCACUAUGGGCAGUGGUAGUCUGGCCGCUAUGGCGGUCUUUGAGAGUAGCUUCAAGGAGAACAUGACUAAACAAGAGGCGAUUGACCUGGUGGCGAGGGCUAUUGAGAGUGGUAUUUGGAACGAUCUUGGAUCAGGUUCCAAUGUCGAUGUCGCCGUGAUCACCAAGGCCGGUACCGAAAUGCUCCGAAACUACCAAACUCCCAACGAGCGAGGCACCAAAUCCCGCAACUACAUCUUCCGCCGCGGUACAACAGCCUGGACGAAAGAGUCUAUCCGCAGCUUGAUUGUCAAGGAGGAGAUCAAGUCGACGAGUGGGGCGGGGAAGGAACAGCCGGGUGUGGAGGUGCAGGGUGUCGCGACCGCCGCUGGGGCUGGGGGUGGGGAUGGGAUGGAGAUUGACAGCUAG
Molecule: messenger RNA, 894 nt
Organism: Cryptococcus wingfieldii CBS 7118
Lineage: Eukaryota; Fungi; Basidiomycota; Tremellomycetes; Tremellales; Cryptococcaceae
Product: 20S proteasome subunit beta 2
Exons: 8
Coding region: 1-894 (297 amino acids)
Cellular component (GO): proteasome core complex
Molecular function (GO): threonine-type endopeptidase activity
Source: RefSeq, a predicted model, not a curated record